Esox lucius (northern pike) is the source of this 2214-nucleotide messenger RNA. RefSeq names its product MINDY lysine 48 deubiquitinase 3 (gene mindy3). The record is from RefSeq and is a predicted model, not a curated record. The coding region runs from base 735 to 2093 and encodes 452 amino acids. Gene Ontology annotation, biological process: protein K48-linked deubiquitination. The transcript is spliced from 15 exons. NCBI's taxonomy places the organism in Eukaryota, Metazoa, Chordata, Actinopteri, Esociformes, Esocidae. Gene Ontology annotation, molecular function: K48-linked deubiquitinase activity; cysteine-type deubiquitinase activity.
CACACUUUCCAAAACAGCUGUUGUAAAUAGACUUAUGACAGACAGGUAGUUCGUUGUGCGGUACAGAGUAGCAACCCCUCACAAACUAGUCGUGUGCUUCUUCGGAUAAGUUAAUUCCCUGUUCAAGUGUACUGAGCGAAAGUUCACGUUCCUGGUAUUCAGGCCUGAAUUUAAUUCGACUCAUCACUCUCGGUGGAACGCUAAACCUUGAUGCGAUAAGCUAAUGUUAGCUAGCUAGUAAACUGUUGAAGCGUUAGCAGGCUAACAAGGACCCACGACGAGGACCAACAAGGGAAUAUUUAGCAUAUUAGCUAACAUUCUGGUUUGCUGACAUAUCGCCGUAUAUUUAUUAUAAGCUCUCGGGGCCGCUGAAUAAUUUGGUAGCUAGUUUACACACACUGUUUCUUUCCCAGAGAAGUGGGCCCACGUUUCUAGCUGGUCAGACUUGCCCACCUCGCUAGGCUAACUUAGGUUGAUGCUCCUUUCCUCUCCCACCUGUCCGCUCGUCAAACCGGGAGACUGCUGUGUCACAGAGCUCCGUUGUGGCCGAUGCCACCGGCCCCGUUUGGAAGCGGAGCACCAGUUCCUGGAAGGUCGAAGUGUAAAACAUACAUAGCUAGCCUGGUUCCACUCGGACAGGUCCCUGGCUGUGCAAAAAGUGACAGCUCAUUAUUUGAGUGUGGUGGGUAGCCAGCAAGUCGCUAGUCUGGGCUGUAGGACCAGUGCACGGAGCCAUGGCGGAGUUGAAUAAGGAGGUUGUGGAUCUAGUUUGGGGAAGACCAGGCAGCAGCGGUAUUUCUGCUUCACUGUUCAGGAGAUGGACCCAAGGGUUGGUCUUCAGUAAGACAGAACCCACAGCACUGGAGCAGUUUGAAGGAGGACCAUGUGCAGUCAUUGCUCCCGUACAGGCCUUCCUCCUGAAGAACAUCCUAUUUAACAGAGAGAGUUCUGACUGGGGACAUGUCACAGAGGACGAGCAGAAAGCGGCAUUGUGCUCCACUCUGGCUGAGAUCUUGGAACAGGCUUCCUCUACAUCGUCCACUACCUCCUACUGCCUGGUGACCUGGGCUAAGGGGCAGAGCCCCCACACCGCCACCACACACACUCACACGUCCCUGCCAGGGGGGCCUGAGUCCAGCCAGACACUACCGGACCAGCAACCCACUGCUUUGGCUGCUGCGGAUCUUGGCUUUGAGCGGUUUCACAGCAUCCUCCAGAAGCGUAUUGUGAAGUCAUUAUCAGAGCUAAGAGAGGAGGUGGUAUCUCUUUAUGAAACCUGGACAGGGCGCUGUGGAGUCUUGCUUUUCCUCUACUCUGUCAUCUUGACCAAGGGGAUAGAGAACAUCAGGAAUGAAAUUGAGGAUACCACUGAGCCUCUUAUAGAUCCAGUUUAUGGCCACGGCAGUCAGAGUCUUGUUAACUUGUUAGUGACGGGCCAUGCCGUCUCUAAUGUCUGGGACGGGGACAGGGAGUGCUCCGGCAUGAAGCUCCAUGGCAUCCACAGCCAGGCAUCAGUGGGCUUCCUCACUCUAAUGGAGUCACUACGCUACUGUAAGGUGGGAGCGUUCCUGAAGUCUCCAAAGUUCCCUAUAUGGAUCCUUGGCAGUGAAACUCAUCUCUCUGUCUUCUUCACCAAGGAGAUGUGUCUGGUGGCCCCUGAGUCUCCGUCUGAACAGGCCAGAAGAGUCUUCCAAAGCUUCGACCCUGAAGAUAAUGGCUUCAUUCCAGACUCUCUGUUGGAGGAGGUGAUGAAGGCACUUGACCUCGUCUCAGAACCCCAAUAUGUGAGUCUGAUGAAGAGUAAGUUGGAUCCAGAGGGCUUGGGGAUCGUUCUGCUGGCUCCCUUCCUCUUGGAGUUUUUUCCUGAUCAGGAUACUGGGAUUCCAGACUCUUUCCCUGUCUACCACUAUAAUGGCCUGAAACAGUCCAACCACAAUGAGAGAGUGGAGUAUGUGCAGGGUACAGCUCUGAUCCUGGGCUUCGAGGACCCAAUGGUGAGGACAGACGACACACCAGUGAAGCGAUGCCUCCAGACCAAGUGGCCCUACAUAGAGCUGCUGUGGACCACUGACCGCUCUCCUUCACUCAACUAGCUCAGUGCUGAUCUGUACAGGCCCGGAGGCCCCAACCACUGACACACCCCAAACAAAUAUACUGACCCCCCAACAGACAUACUGACUACCACCCCCCCCCCCAAACAGACAUACUGACUAC